Molecule: messenger RNA, 2061 nt
Organism: Kluyveromyces marxianus DMKU3-1042
Lineage: Eukaryota; Fungi; Ascomycota; Saccharomycetes; Saccharomycetales; Saccharomycetaceae
Gene: NUP82
Product: linker nucleoporin NUP82
Exons: 1
Coding region: 1-2061 (686 amino acids)
Biological process (GO): mRNA export from nucleus; ribosomal small subunit export from nucleus; protein import into nucleus
Cellular component (GO): nuclear pore
Molecular function (GO): protein binding; structural constituent of nuclear pore
Source: RefSeq, a predicted model, not a curated record
AUGUCCUUACUCAAUGUCGGUGAUUUAGAAGGAAUUUUUCAACCUGUAUCUGUUAACCCUUCUUCCAGGCUAGUUUGUUACAAUUCCAGUAGAGUUUAUGUAUGGCAAAAUGGUAUUUUGAGAGUUCAAUCAGAGGUUGGAAACACGUAUAAAAGCUAUGAUUUAGAGGUGCCAUUUACUCCAGAAGCUAUGGUUUUGGAUAUUUCCGGUGACCUCAUAGCAUUCCACUCUAAAAGCGAGUUUUACGUUGUUGAAGUUAGACAAAACACAAGAUUAAAAAGACAUCAUAAACCUGAAGCAGGGAUAAAAAGACUACUAUGGCAUCCUUUGGCAACUUAUGGGCUCUCUGUAGUUAUUUUGCAUGAAGAUUCUUCCAUUCAAAUAUAUGAUCUGAAUGAAUUGGACGUACCAAAGCCAACCAUUUUUAAUCUGAAGACGAAGUCUUUCGGGCUUUCAGAUCAUGUUGAAGGUGUAUGUGAUAUUACUUUUGAUACUACAGGCCUUGUACUAUAUUUACUCAGUUCGUACAACUUUUGCGAUGUCUACGCGAUAUACCCUUUCCUACCGGACAACUUCACUUUAGAUGGAUUUGAGAAUAACAAGGAUGAUAAUGAUAACAGCAGUUUGGCCGAUUACAUGUAUCACAAAUCUUUAUCUCAGUUUAACAAUGUUCAGAAAGAACUAAAUCAAUCUACAAUGACUGCUGAUGUGCAACAAUCAGAUAUGCUACCGCUAAGUCACGAUUUACUGAAGCAGAUUCAGUUCUUUAAAAGUUUUGCUAAGAAAAAUGAAUCUUUGCCAUUCUCAAACAAAGCUUUGACCAAAGCAACUCCACAAGGCCCAUUCCGUAUCAAGGGAUUCUCUAAGUCAUUAUAUGAAAAAGAUGUGAUAGGAAUAACUAAUAUACCAAUAAGCAAGUACCUGGGAUUAUUGGCUCUUCAGUUUGAGGAUGGUAGCAACGUUAUACUAUUCCCUGAUUCAGAGCCAAUUAUGUCUUGGACACCUCGUAAUAUAAACCCGUUCAACAGCUUUACAGUGAUAACAUCAUUUCAAGCUCAAGGCUCCUGUACGUUACUAAACGGAACCAAACCAAAAUUAGCCUAUGUAGGUCCUAAUGCUGCCAUUUUUGUUGAAUUACCAUGGCUAUCUCCACUUUCAGAAUGUAUUAAACUGAAUGAUUUCUCCUCCAUUGUGGGUGUAGACUUUGAUGUUAAUAUCACCACUAUCAGUGGAUCAUUUUCAGGUGUUAUACCGACCAUCACAGCGGACGUUCUCUACGACAACCAGCAUAUAAAAGUCAUCGAGAGCGAAGAUAAAAAAGAAAGCACCCUAAGAACUCCAAAAAAUUUAGAUGUGAAAUACACGUAUAAACCAGCACUACCUACAUCAUCCCAGGAAAUAGGAAUGUUGGUUAUGAAGUAUAAAUCGCAAGCGAAACAUUUUGUGGGAGGCGUGCCGGAUGAACUUGCAUCUGUGCCAUUUAAAAAUGAUAACAACGAGGAUCAACUAGAGAUUGUAUCGAAACUAUACAAAAAUACAAUGGGUCGUGUGAAGAUGGGCCAAAUGAUUGCAUAUAGAAUGUUUAACAAGCUACAGGAGCAACAAAAUGAAAUACACCGUCAGCUCAGGAAAACUAAUAGGCUUAAUGAACUAAAGGUUAAAUUAGAGGGAAACCUCAGCGAAUUAGAGGAAAGACAUGCUGCAUCAAAGGAGAAAUCAAAACAGUUGAACGAGCGUUUGGAUAAGCUAAAGGAGACGUUCACAAAAAUUGAAAACAGUCAAAAAUUGAAAACAGCUAGUAUUAGUGAUGCUGAAGUAGCAUGGUUCAAGACAAUUAGAACCCAGGUUUUAAAAUUUAACGAAUACGUUCAUAUGACGAACAACUUGCGCGAGGAGUUGGAAUUUUUGGACAAGAAAUUAAAGGCCAUACACACUGACAAGACCGAUUUGUUUUCUGAUGCGGAGUUCAAUGAGUUGCAACAGAUGCUACUGAACGACAAAAAGGUAAUUAAUGCAUGUGUCAGCGAGCUUACUGCGUCAGUCCAGACUCUCGAAAUGUGA